Messenger RNA from Drosophila serrata, 1154 nucleotides. RefSeq names its product TBP-related factor 5 (gene Trf5). The record is from RefSeq and is a predicted model, not a curated record. Gene Ontology annotation, molecular function: DNA binding. NCBI's taxonomy places the organism in Eukaryota, Metazoa, Arthropoda, Insecta, Diptera, Drosophilidae. Gene Ontology annotation, biological process: DNA-templated transcription initiation.
AAUUAAAAAUGCAGAAUACAAAAAACUAGUUGGAAACGGUUAUUACUUCCCAAUUCGUCGAUGUUUAACACUGAUUUGACAUCGAUCAGGCAACACCAAACGGAAGCUCUUCUACCGCGUGUUCAUUUCUUUUUCAACAACAUCCGGUGCCCCCAGAGCAAUAGAAAACCCACUGCGAUGAAGCGAAGAUUCGAAGAACUCAAAGAGCUCGAAGAGCUAAGCUUCGAAGAAAUUCUAUUCGGUAAUGUGCACAUGCUUGGUAUGUCUGAGGUGGAGAUUUUCGAUAUCUUUAACCAGGGACCGAAAACAACCCAGAGUAAAACCGUGGAAGCGAAUCCACCUCCAAAGACUCCAACGGAAGCGGAUGUGCUCAAUAUCUAUAAUGACUGCUCCAAGGUGGCGGAUAUAGAGCGCUAUCUUAAGCUGCUAUUCAGACCCUUCGUCUGUUUCCUGAACACCAAGUGCCAAUAUAAUCUGAGGAAGCUGAGACACUGUCUGCCCGACAGCACCUAUGACCCGGAUAGACAUAUGGCCCUGGUGACAACUUACCGUAGGCCUUGCGGCGUCAUCAAGAUCUAUGCCAAUGGUAACAUGUUAUGCCAGGCCCUUAACCAGUAUGAUUCCUAUAAGGUUCUGGUUAACUUUUCGGAGGCUCUGGCCGAAUUGAACGAUUGCACCCCAUCACUGAUUAAACCGAAGUUCAACCUGGUCAACGCCACCUUCUGCAUGCCGUUCCCUCUGGACCUGCAGGCUCUCAAAAAGCGUAUUGGGCCCAACGCCACCUACACUCCCACGGAGCAUCCGUUUCUGACCUAUAUCGAGCCGCGUACCUUGAUCAAGUACAUAAUUCCCAUGGGCUAUGUAUACGUGAUGCUCUGCACCGGCAUGGAUGAGAUCAGGGUGGCCAUAGCCCAUGUUCUGCCCAUCCUUUACUCUUGCCGGGCCCCCACUCAGCAGAAUCAAACCGAUCUGGAGCUCACACAAGGCGAUAUCAACUUCAAGUUACUCUGGGAGACGGAAUUUCAGAAGGAUCAACACUUCGCCACUCAAUGGCAUGCAACAGCCGAUUAAGUUUUACCUGUAAGACUUUAAAAACUUGUAAAACUUUAAUUCAUUCAUUAACUGUACGUUUUCAUAACAUCUUCUAAAAUCAA